Messenger RNA from Rattus rattus (black rat), 953 nucleotides. RefSeq names its product hepatic lectin-like. The record is from RefSeq and is a predicted model, not a curated record. NCBI's taxonomy places the organism in Eukaryota, Metazoa, Chordata, Mammalia, Rodentia, Muridae.
GAACCUCACAGAGAGUGCUACGGAGGGCCAUGGGGACAUAUAAAUCCCAGGUCAGAGGGAAGGAGGAGACAGAGAGUCCAGAGAAGCAGAAGAUGGCGGGAGAGCCAGAGCUCCACCAGCCGAAGAACCAUGAGGAGGAGGUCACAUUGGAAGACCAGGGAUUUGCUAAGAAUGACCCUGAGGGUCUCAUUUGCAGCUCCAAGAGUUUGCAAGGACAUCUGACCCGAGCCCCCUGGCUUCUGCUGCUUCUCAUCUCUUUGGGCCUCUUUUUGCUUAUGUUGGCCACCCUGGUUCAAGUUUCCAGGAUCCGUGCAAACCCACAGGGACAGACCCAGGAUCAGAAGGGGAGCUCCAGCUUGGGGAAAGUUGCUGUUCCUCAGGAGCAGACAUACACUGGCUUGGAGCAGAUCCAGCAGAUCCAGCAGCAGCUGACUCAGUUCAACGCCUCGCUGGCUGGCCUGUGCCGGCCUUGUCCCUGGGACUGGGAGUUCUUCCAGGGAAGCUGCUACCUCUUCUCCAGAACCCUGGGCAGCUGGGAAACCUCUGCCUCCUCCUGCAAGGAUCUUGGGGCCCACCUGGUGAUCAUCAACAGUGUUGCAGAGCAGAGAUUCAUGAAAUAUUGGAAUGUGAGGAAAAACCAACGUUCCUGGAUCGGCCUCAGUGACCAUUUACUUGAGGUUCCUGGCAAUGGGUGGAUCACAGCCCUCUCAAGUUCAGCUUUUGGAAAGAGGGGGAGCCUAACAAUGACGGGGAUGAGGACUGCGUGGAGCUGUUCAUGGAUGAGUGGAAUGAUAAUACGUGCACCCAGCAAAACUUCUGGGUCUGUGAGCAGCCCUCGGCUCCCUGCCCUGGCCAUGAAUGGUCUGUGCUCUCCUAGUCACACAGGCUUUGGGGUCAGUUCCAGCCGCCUGGUACAUCUCAGUGCCCCUGUUCUGAGUCCUUUGAGAUCCUGA